This is a messenger RNA of Plodia interpunctella (Indianmeal moth), 1359 nucleotides long. RefSeq lists its product as uncharacterized. Gene Ontology annotation, cellular component: plasma membrane. Gene Ontology annotation, biological process: detection of chemical stimulus involved in sensory perception of smell; sensory perception of smell. Bases 81 to 1280 code for a protein of 399 amino acids. The record is from RefSeq and is a predicted model, not a curated record. The transcript has 6 exons. Gene Ontology annotation, molecular function: odorant binding; olfactory receptor activity. NCBI's taxonomy places the organism in Eukaryota, Metazoa, Arthropoda, Insecta, Lepidoptera, Pyralidae.
GAUCACAGGUACCGCUUAUUGCUACUGAACAACGCUUUGAGCGAAUACCCUUGUUACUUUCAAAAUAUAAUUCUCAGAACAUGGACUAUAACAUCAUUUUAUAUUCAUAUUGCAAAAAUAUAUACCUAGUCGGUUCUGGUAAUUUUUGGUCUAAUGAAAAUGAGGUAGGAGACGAUAAUAGUAUUUCUUACAGAUUGUAUAGCCUCAGUCUAUUUUCCAUCUAUAUAGUCAUGACGAUAUUAGAAAUCAUAGCGGUGUUGUAUGGCAAUUUUCCGGAAGACGAAUCCAGCGAUGCUCUGACAUUCGCCGUGAGUCACACUAUAGUCUUAAUAAAGAUGUUCUCAGUGAUAUCUAACAAGAAACUGGUGAGAUCUAUGAACGAAUCUAUGAUAAAGGUGUGCAAGAAACACGAACAGAACGAAUUGGUGUUGGAAAUGUACAGAACAGUGAAGAUCAAUGUCAUCGGCUAUUUUGUAACUGUCUACGGCGCUUCUGUCUUCUACGUUUUUGAAGGCUUGAGAAAAAUGUAUUCAGGCUCCCAUUUCGUGACAAUUGUAACUUACUACCCGAGUUUUGAAGACAAUUCCAUGGUAGCGACAUUGUUCAGAGUGUUCACAACGGCUGUCUUGUUCAUGAUGAUGAUGACAAUGAUCGUGUCGGUGGACUCCUUCACAAUGGCGUAUCUCAUCAUGUUGAAGUACAAGUUUAAAACUCUGAGACAUUAUUUCGAGAGAUUACGUUUGGAUUUUGAUAAAAUUAACAAAUCUGGUGAUCAAAGAUUGGCCGCAGAGAAGUUGACUGAUGGUCUCGUAGAAGGAAUCGUGAUGCAUCAAAAGCUUCUAAAAUUGGGAAAAAAUAUAGACCAAGCGUUUGGUACGGUUAUAGCAAUGCAGCUUAUCCUUUCUUCUGGAUCAGCUGUAUCGCUUCUGCUGCAAAUUGCCCUCUCGGACCAGCUGACUUUUAUCGCGAGCAUGAAAAUAAUAUUCUUUGUUGCCGCAUUGUUCUUCCUAUUAGGACUUUUUCUUUGCAACGCCGGAGAAAUAACUUAUCAGGCCUCGCUGUUAUCAGAAGCGAUAUUCCAUUGCGGCUGGCACGCGUGCCCCCCGCUGCCCCCGCCUCACCGCAACCACCAGCAUCUGGUGCGCCAUGCGUGCGCGCAGGCCUUGCAACCACCAAUCAUGAAGGCGUUCAAAAUGAUAGAGCUUACGUAUAGCACUUUCUUGACGGUGCUGAGAUCAACAUAUUCAGUUUUUGCUUUGUUUUAUGCACAAAAAAAGUAGUGAUUAUAAUGCAUUUCUUUAGCGUAGAGUUUCUUGCUUUGCUAAUUUACUUAAGUAUUUAUUUAAUAAGUAAAUUUUA